This is a messenger RNA of Symbiodinium sp. CCMP2592, 2613 nucleotides long. NCBI's taxonomy places the organism in Eukaryota, Dinophyceae, Suessiales, Symbiodiniaceae. The record is from the annotation of a GenBank genome assembly.
AUGCCAGUGGCAGAGACCUUGCAUCUGGCCCAUGUGCUUACUCAGGCAGUCAAAGGUCUUCUGACCGGAGCGAAUGAAGGCCUGCAGGCCAAGCGAGAGCACGUCUUCUGUUCCGGAGAAGGCCCGGGUAAAGUUCGGCACUGGGUGGCCAGGCUGGAAUUCCAAGACGGCAAGCGGAAACGUCACGUGCAUCGGAACGGCCAGUUCUACCACGGACGUGGAGCGGUUCACGUGCACAUCCUUCUGUGGUUAUCGGACAUGCACGCCAUGGAGCUGUCCUCGAAGAUCCGCGCCGACAUACCCGGCGAAGACGAACCGGAGAUGCGCGAUCUGGUGUUGGGCUCCCAACUGGACUACACCUCAAGCGGCUGGCCGGCACGCGAAGAACCCACUGAGGUAAACAAGGAAGACCAGCGACUGAAACUGCAUCAUCCUCGCGAAGCUUUCGAAAGAUGCUGCCGUGCAUAUGUCUCAGACGUCCUGGCCGCCCUUCGCUGCCACGUGGAUGUCCAGGCAUCGGAUGGUCGCGCGAUGAUUCUGAAGUACUGCGCCAGCUACCUGCCGAAGUUCAGCAGCUCCUUUGCAGCGGAACUGCUCAACAACGAGGCCAGCGACUACUCGCUAGCGCGCCGCGUGCUGGCAGACUACCAUCCGCUGCAGCCCGAAAUGGUCAUGCAGCUUGCGAUGCAGCAACACCCGCAGUUCAUCUGCCCAGCCACCGUGCGCAAGUUCGUCGUGCCCGUUCCCUGGCAAAAGGAGAUGCCCAAGCUCGUGCAGAACUACAUGACGAGUUCGUGGAGACGUCCCAACAUGAGCCUCUUGGACUUUCUGCGAAAAUCAGGCAACAACGGCCAGAUAUCUCAGAAAUACCGUCGCAUGCACAGCCACCUCAAGAUCGGCAUGCCCCUGAACGAUUGGAUCAAUGUGCACCCGGCCGACGGCAAAAUCCUGGUGGCCGAUAUCCCGUACGCGCACACCAACGAUCGACGCUACGGCCAAUGGUUGCUCUUGAACGUGCCCUUCCGGAAUGUCGACGACCUCUGGAUCGAGAACGCGGAAAAACUGCCAGAGAACCUGAAAUUUCUCGGACUUUGCGUACUACACCGCCGUCGCUUCUGGCGAGAUCCACAAAAGAUUCGAGCGGAGUUGGAAAAAGAGGCUCGCAGCGAGACGUACAUCCAGAACACGCUGGCCAUGCUGGCGGCCCGCAUCGAGCUGAUCGACGCCUACCUCUCCGGGGAGAUGACAAUGGAGAAGGAGCCGGAGCCUGCAUUGGACGGAGUUGCCAAAGUGGCCAGCGCCAACAUCAAGGUUGCACCGGAGCAAGCGAACGUCAUCCACACCAUCCGCCGACGAGUUCAACACGCGCUGGAAGCAAAGUGGCCGGAAGACAACCAAGUCGACUCCUGGGCCAUAUGGUUCGAUCAAGCAAUGCCCGCCAACAGACCAACGGUCGUAUUGGGACCGGCCGGCAGCGGAAAGAGCACUGCGGUCGAGAUCGCUUUGGCCGAAGCCGUCAAGGCCGGAGCGCACGUCGGUGUGGCGUGCCCGACGGGCAUGUUGGCGACUCGGUACAGGAGUCGCUAUCCGGAUCUGGACAUCGACACCGUGCACGGCAUGUUCGCAUUGCACAAGGACGAGCUGACGACCGCAGACAUCAUGAAGAUCUACGAUCUCAUCAUCAUCGACGAGAUAGGCCAGCUCCCCGUCUGGAUCUUCGAUCGACUGCUUCGGCUCUGGGACGCGGCCGAGCGAAGGCCCGCCAUCGUGUUCGUCGGCGACUUCUGUCAGCUGACUGGCGCGGACGGCACCACGGCAAGAGACAGCCCCAGGUGGGCCCAGAUGAGCAUCUCCACGCUGUUCGAGAUGCGCCGAUGCAAAUGUGCCAAGUUGAAGUGGAAGCUACAACUGCUCAGGAGCUCGAUACCGAACGGGUCACAGCUCAAACAACUCCUGAAAGGCCACCGGGCUAAUGCUCAUGCAGGUCGCACUCGCGGCAACGUCGUUACCGCAGACGACGUGGCCCAAGUGUUCAAGGAGAGGCCGAACACCACUUUCGUCACCAUAUCCCGGCGCGGGACCGCCAAGGUGAACCAGCACGCAGUGCGCGCUCUCUUCUCCGAUGCGGACGUCCUUGGACGCAUACCUUGCGAUCCACAGGAGAACUUCGACAACUUCCGCGGUACCGCGCAAAUCGCUGCAGAACCAUUCUGGAUGCCCGUCUACGAAGGCAUGCGAGUGACCAUCACCAGAAACACGGACAAAGAGAACGGCUUCGUGAACGGCAUGGGUGCGGUCGUACAGCGCAUGAGACACACUGGCGUACAGGUCAAGACCGACGAAGGCAAGGUGCUCCUUAUUCAUCCCAUCGCCCAUGAGUGCGCCUUGUGGGAUGGCAGCGUUCAGACCACCACCGCUUUUCCGCUGCGACUGGGCUACAGCACCACCUUGCACAAAAUUCAAGGUGCCACCCUGUCCCACAUCACCAUUUGGAUGGAUGUUCCUUUCGUGAAGGCAGCACUGUAUGUAGCACUCUCGCGGGUACAGUACGACCGCGAUUGGAAGUUCGUAGGAAGCAUCGACCGCCGACACUGCCUGCCAGCAGCCAUGUGA